AUGCCGAGCACGCUCGCCUACUUCGCCGCCGCCGCCGGCUUCGCAAGCCUCGCGCAAGCUGCCGACGCCACCAAGCCCCGGGUUGUCGGCUUCCCCAUGGCCAAGAACCGCCGCGACGUCCUGGCAAAUCUUGCCCGCCGCAACCUCGCCCGUCGCGACACCGUCACCGCCAACCUCGCCAACUACCAGUCGCUUUACCAGAUCAACGUGACCGUCGGCACACCCGGCCAGCGCAUAGGCCUACAGAUUGACACCGGAAGCAGCGACGUGUGGUUCCCCUACGCCGGCUCGACCCAGUGCCAGGAGGGCCAGUGUGAGUCCUCGUUCCGGCCCGCUGAUUCGUCGACCUUUGAGGAUGUUGGCGAGAAUGAGUUCCAAAUCCAAUAUGUCGACGGUACCUCCAUCACCGGAGACUACAUUCGCGAUGUCCUGGCCAUUGGAGACACGGAGAUCAGGAACAUGACCAUGGCCGUCGCCACAGACGCCGACGACACGCCCAUGGGAAUCAUGGGCGUGGGCUUCAUCCAGGACGAGACGUUGGCCCAGACAGACAACACUACCUACCCCAAUGUUCCCGUCCAGCUGUUGCAACAGGGCCACAUUAGCAGUCUUGCGUACAGCCUUUGGCUGAACGAUCUUGACGCCAGCACUGGCAACGUCCUCUUCGGUGGUGUUGAUAGCGACAAGUACUCGGGAAAUCUCAUCGGCCUGCCUAUCCAGCCUGACUCGCAAAGCGGCGAAAUCACCUCGUUCACCGUCGCUCUUGGCGGUGUCAACGUCAAGUCCAGCGGCGGCAAGAGCGUGUACAGCAAGACGGAUCUCGCCGUUCCCGCCAUCCUGGACAGCGGCACCACGCUGACACUGCUGCCCGACGAUAUCGCUACAGACAUCAUCAACGGCGUGGGCGCGCGCAACACGCGCGACUACGGCUAUGUCGUCAACUGCAACAUUGGCGAUACGGGUGCCACGAUCGAGUUCAGCUUUGGCGGCGACGGCGGCCCGACCAUCAGCGUGGGCAUGGACGAGAUGGUGCUGCCGUUGACGGACACGGACGGCAACCCGGCGCGCUUCCGCAACAGCGGCGAGGAGGCCUGCAUUUUCGGCAUCGAGCCCGCCGGCGACGCGCCCAUCCUGCUCGGUGACACCUUCAUGCGCUCGGCCUACGUCGUGUACGACCUGCACAACCGCCAGAUCGCCCUCGCCAACACCAAAUUCAACGCCACCUCGUCCAACGUCCAGGAGAUCUCCAACUCCACCAUUCCUGGCGUCAGCUCCGUCGCGUCCGGCCUUACGGUCACUCAGACCGCCACCGGUCCCAUCCGCCAGUCUGGUGCCGAGCAGAGCAAGACGGCCGCCGAGACGGGCGAGCCUGGAACUGGCACCUUCGACCUUGGCUCCUCGACCGGCACCAGCUCCUCGACCAAGGGCGCCGCCCCCAUGGGCCUGCCUGCGCCGAGGAUCGCUCUCGAGACAGUCAUGUGUGGUGUUGUUGUGGUAAUUUCUGCUAUGUUUGGUGGUAGCUUGAUGAUCUUGUUCUAG
Molecule: messenger RNA, 1539 nt
Organism: Diplodia corticola
Lineage: Eukaryota; Fungi; Ascomycota; Dothideomycetes; Botryosphaeriales; Botryosphaeriaceae
Product: aspartic-type endopeptidase
Exons: 2
Coding region: 1-1539 (512 amino acids)
Biological process (GO): proteolysis
Molecular function (GO): aspartic-type endopeptidase activity
Source: RefSeq, a predicted model, not a curated record